AGUUACACUUUUUAAGAGCAGAUUUAUUAGCUGCACUGAUAGCCGUUGACGGUGACAAACCCGGUCGGAGAGCUAACGUUACCGAGACAACAGGUCUGCUGUGCUCUGUUGGUUGCUACAGUCACUACUAGGAGGGAAAAAUGUCGGGGGAGCCUAUUCUCAUCACACUGGAAACGGCCACCGGGGCCCCCAGUUCAUUCCCGGUGGCUCUGAAGAAAAUAAUGGAAAUGCCUCCGCCGAAUAUACUGGACGGCGACGACGACACUGACAAAGAAAAGCUGGUCCUGGGAGAUAAUGUCGAUCUGGGUGGAGGAGGCAGUGACAUGGGGCCGUCAGCCGCCCUGACCCCCGCUAUCUGGGAUAAGACCAUCCCCUACGAUGGCGAGAACUUCCACCUGGAGUACAUGGAGCUGGAGGAGUUUCUCAUGGAGAAUGGCAUCCCAGCUGAUGAAGACCCCCUGAGGAGCAGCACAGAUGUUGAUACUAUCUUGAAUCUGAAAGCUUCCCCCUCAGCCCAGAUAAAUGGUACCAAGAGAGCAGGCGUGGCUUCGGUGGCUCUGCUGCCCAUUCAGGAGUUGGAUAAGUGCGGGGAGGAAGUGGUGAUUAUCACCAACAGCGAGUCUGAGAUUACAUGUGAUGUUACUGCAGAGGUGACCACUAAUGAGGAUGGAGAGACGCCCGAGCCCAUCGACCCCGACGAUAUUGAGGUUGACAUCAACUACGAGCCAGAUCCCACCGACCUGGUGCUGUCAAGUGUGCCGGGGGGCGAACUGUUUAACCCACGUAAACACAAGUUCAGUGAAGAGGAGCUGAAGCCACAACCUAUGAUCAAAAAGGCCAAGAAGGUGUUUGUGCCUGAAGAACAGAAGGAUGAUAAAUACUGGCAGCGGAGGAAGAAGAACAACGUCGCCGCCAAACGCUCGCGAGACGCCCGCAGGUUAAAGGAGAACCAGAUCACCGUCCGGGCGGCGUUCCUGGAGCGGGAGAACACGGCGCUGAGGACGGAGGUGGCAGACCUGCGGAAGGAUUGCAACCGCUUCAAGAACAUCGCCGCCCGCUACGCAGACAAAUUCGGACCGCUUGCGAUGCCGGAAGACGAAUAGACCACACUUGAUUUAUUCAUUUGUUUUCUGUAAUGAAUAAAUAAAUCAAAGCCGUUGAAGGGGGUCGGCACGUGACAAAAAAACAAACAAUACAGUCUAUCAUAUGAUGAUGAGGAUGAUGAUGAAUGAUGAAGAGGAGGAAGAGGAGGUGUGAGAGCAUGAGAUGUAAUACCACCGAUAUCAGAUUUUUUUUUUAUUGAAUUUUAUUAAACAUCCAUGUGUGUGUGUGUGUGAGCAGGGUGUGUGAGGAUAUUCAAGUGCUUCUUAAGGACUCUUCUUUCACAAGACGUCCCUUUAUCAUGUUUUGUAUGCCUUUGGCCGAAAGAGAUCAUUUUUGAUGUUUUAUUAAGGACAAACUGUUUUUAUUUUAUUCUUU
Messenger RNA from Scomber japonicus (chub mackerel), 1479 nucleotides. It is a transcript of the gene tefa, whose product is annotated as TEF transcription factor, PAR bZIP family member a. Gene Ontology annotation, cellular component: nucleus. The record is from RefSeq and is a predicted model, not a curated record. Gene Ontology annotation, biological process: regulation of transcription by RNA polymerase II. The transcript is spliced from 5 exons. NCBI's taxonomy places the organism in Eukaryota, Metazoa, Chordata, Actinopteri, Scombriformes, Scombridae. Bases 141 to 1103 code for a protein of 320 amino acids. Gene Ontology annotation, molecular function: RNA polymerase II cis-regulatory region sequence-specific DNA binding; DNA-binding transcription factor activity, RNA polymerase II-specific.